AAAUAAUUCCAGGAAUGAACGGAAGUAUAGAAUGAAUACAAGCCCAAGAGACUCCGCCCCCAAGUCAUACAACAAGAAUCAGGGGACAGAAGAAGUCAGCUACAGGACUCCCAAGAAUCGCAAUAAACCAAAAAACCAAGGGAAGGUUUCGCCCAAGAAGCCCCACCCCCAGAGGAAAAUCCCUGGACGAAUAAGGCGGCCAGAGGAAGGGAGCUCCCGGGAAGAUGACAUUAAUCCAAAGAGGAAUAAACCCGGGAGGAACCCCCUCGGGUGCCGAUUACGAACAAACAGCAGCAGCAGAAAGCAAGGAAAAAGUCACAGGAAUCGAACCCAGGGAAACUCCCAAGAAAAGGGGAGCAAUAAUCAUAAGGCCUCCCCUAUGAGAAUACGAAAAGAAUUUAUCAAGCAGUCACUCAGCUGCAGGGAAAAAGGAAAACAGGGACAAGAAACCAAAACUAAUUUCAAACCGCAGUUCCCCAAUAGCAACAACGGGCCCCCCCAAACGACAAGAAACACCCGAAGCAUCGAAUAG
This is a messenger RNA of Plasmodium inui San Antonio 1, 532 nucleotides long. RefSeq lists its product as hypothetical. NCBI's taxonomy places the organism in Eukaryota, Apicomplexa, Aconoidasida, Haemosporida, Plasmodiidae. The annotation marks the transcript as partial. The record is from RefSeq and is a predicted model, not a curated record. The transcript has 2 exons.